Molecule: messenger RNA, 2505 nt
Organism: Cajanus cajan (pigeon pea)
Lineage: Eukaryota; Viridiplantae; Streptophyta; Magnoliopsida; Fabales; Fabaceae
Product: UTP--glucose-1-phosphate uridylyltransferase 2
Biological process (GO): UDP-alpha-D-glucose metabolic process; translation
Cellular component (GO): ribosome
Molecular function (GO): UTP:glucose-1-phosphate uridylyltransferase activity; structural constituent of ribosome
Source: RefSeq, a predicted model, not a curated record
GCGUAUAUGUCUAAGAGUAAUAGUGAAAAUUUGUAUAUAUUUAUUUAGUGGGAAAAGGCGAGAGAGGAAAGAAAAACCCUAGUGAGGGAGUGAGAGGAUCAAGCGAUGACGAUCCAUUCGAUCGUAAUACAGAAGCUUCUGAGCACGAACGCUCAGGUGGGUAGGAGAGUGGCAGCCCACCACUUGAAGGAGUACACGUACGGAUUCCGCAACAAAAUGGCGAUAAUCGAUUCCGACAAGACCCUCAUUUGCAUGCGCAGUGCCUGCAACUUCAUGGCCUCCCUCGCCCGCCACAACGGCCGCUUCAUGUUCAUCAACACCAACCCUCUCUUCGACGACAUCUUCCACCUCAUGACCACCACCGUCGGCUCCUUCAGCCCCUCCACCAGCGCCCUCUGGCGCACCGGCGGCUUCCUCACCAACAGCUACAGCCCCAAGAAGUUCCGCUCCCGCCACAAGAAGCUCGUCUUCGGCCCCACCCAGCCUCCCGAUUGCAUCGUCAUCGUCGACACCCAGCGCAAGUCUUCCGUCAUCAACGAGGCUUUCAAGCUUCAAAUUCCCGUUGUCGCCUUGGUCGACACCGCCAUGCCUCUCCAUGUUUAUAACCGCAUUGCUUAUCCCGUUCCCGCCAAUGAUUCCGUUCAAUUUGUUUACUUGUUCUGUAAUUUGAUCACCAAGACACUGCUUCGCGAGAGGAGCAAGGCUGCUGCUGCUAAUCCUUCCAUUGAUGCUCGAGACGAAGCUCCGCUCAAGGCCAAGACCGAUUCUGCUAAUGUGUCCAUAACCGUAUUACCCUAUGCUAGUUUGGCUCCCUUACCUGAAGAUGUAGAAGAAACUAAGAAUCUUUUGGACAAACUAGUUGUUUUGAAGUUAAAUGCCGCCCAAGGAACAAAUAUAGGUUUUGAGGGUCCCAAAUCUGCAAUUGAUAUUAGUGAUGGACUGACAUUUAUGGACUUGAUCAUUAACCAGAUUGAGUCCCUCAACUCCAAGUAUGGAUGCAGGGUUCCGCUGCUUCUUUUCAACAAAGAUAACGUUCAUGAUAGUUCUCUAAAGGUUUUGGAAAAGUAUUCAAAAUCAAGCAUUGAAGUGCACACUUUUAAACAGGGUGAAGGUCCAGAAUUGAAAUUAUCGGGUGGACAAAACAGCAAGGGAGAAGUGCAUCCAUUUGAUGAUGUGUUCCGUUCACUAAUGGCUGGUGGAACCCUUGAUUCAUUAUUGGCCCAGGGUAAGGAGUAUAUCCUAGUGUUGAAGUCGGACAAUGUGGCAACAAUCAUAGAUCCAAACAUACUAAAUCAUUUGAUGAUAAAUGAUAUUGAAUAUUGCAUGGAGGUGACCCCAAGCCGAUCAUUUAAUUUAAUCUUAACCACAAUGAAGUUUAAGCUUCGGGAGAUUGCUCGAAACCAAGAUAAACAUUUGCAGGACAAUUUCAAACUUAUCGAUACAACAAACAUGUGGGCGAGUUUAAGAGCUAUCAAGAGAUAUGCCGACACUGAUGAAUCAAAGCACAAGAGGCACUCAGAUUUGAAGGACACAGCAGCUGGACCAGCUAUAGAGUUCUUUAAUAAUGUGAUUGGUGUCUCCGUGCCUGAAUCUCGCUUUCUUCCCCUUGAUGCAACAUCAGAUCUAUUGCUUCUUCAGUCAGAUCUAUACACUUGUAGAGAAGGUGUUUUAACUCGUAAUACAGCUAGAACUAACCCUUUAAAUCCUGUGAUAGACCUGGGACCUGAAUUUGAAAAGGUUGGUGACUUUCAAAGCCGUUUCAGAUCCAUUCCAAGCAUCGUUGAGCUGGAUAGUUUGAUGGUGAGAGGUGAUGUGUGGUUUGGAGCCAGUAUUACUUUAAAGGGGAAAGUGAUCAUUGCUGCAAAACCUGGCUUGAAAUUGGAAAUUCCGGAUGGGGUGACAAUUGAGAACAAGGAGAUCAACGACCCUGCAGAUAUCUGAGGAUGAAUGGUUUGUAGAAUUUGCUGGGAUUUGGUUCUAGUGAAUACAUGACUGGUGAACUUUGAUUUACAGUGCUAUACAAUUUAGUUUGUCGCAUUUGCAGCAAGCCAUCUUUUAGCCUUUCUAUUUGCUGGGAACUAAAAAGGUUGCAGAAGCACAUGGUUCCUAACACAUUUUUUCUUUGAAGUGGCAUGAUAGUGGUUAAAUAAUUCUCAACUCAAUACUCAUCUAUUCAUUCAUUUUGUAACUUUAGGGCAAGGCUUGAUAUGUCACAGCUCAGAACCCGAGGCAAGGAAUAGGAAUAGUUUCAGUCUUGCUUUGCCGGUCUUUUGCCUUGAUACUAUUAGAACCACACCAAUUGUUUACUGCUCCAAUAGUCCAAUGAGACGGAGCAUAAGGAGCAGAGAUUUUUGUCCUCCUAGUUAACUGAAGGCAUGUGUCAGACUUGUAUUGGCUACCCCAAGAGUUUACUGCUUUGUUCUUUUUCUUCUGUCUCUUAAAAAAAAUUCAAAUUAGAAUUGACCAAGAUUUUUCUAAUUUGAAAUCUUUCUUGUCAUUGACUUA